Ziziphus jujuba (common jujube) is the source of this 3134-nucleotide messenger RNA. Its product is annotated as putative GPI-anchored protein pfl2. The record is from RefSeq and is a predicted model, not a curated record. Lineage: Eukaryota; Viridiplantae; Streptophyta; Magnoliopsida; Rosales; Rhamnaceae. The transcript has 8 exons. Gene Ontology annotation, molecular function: microtubule binding. Bases 237 to 2795 code for a protein of 852 amino acids.
GCCGCUUUGCCAUAUUUCAAAAAACAAAGAAGAAAAAAAUAGAAAAAAAAAACUCGAACCCUUCCUCCCCAAACCCACAUACAUUAACGUUCAAAUUUGCUAAUCGUCCUCUUCAUCUCUUUGAUCUCCACAAAAUUCUUCGAAUCCUUUGAAUUUCCAAAAAAAAAUCUCAAAUAUCUCCAAGGCGCUCCCAAAUUCUUCCCAGUGCGAUCCAAUUUGCUCGGUGGUCUCGGAAAAUGGACGAGUCCAUGUCGACGAAUAAGAAGAACAACGAUGAUGUCCAGGUGAGACGGCUUAGUCUCAUCGACGUCUCUUCUGAGGACGAUUCUCUCUUAGGGUUGACUUCGGAACAUCCUCAACACCAACAACCUUCAGCUAUUCAGGAGCAGCCAAUUGAUGAGUCUUUCGAGGCUGUUGGUGCUAACAAAUUAGAAGAAUUCAAUAGCACCAUCAAACAAAAGGAGUUAGUACCUCAGCCUUCUGAAAGUUUAGAACCCGAAAGAACUAGAAAAGAUGGCAAGUACAACUUGCGCAAAAGUUUAGCAUGGGAUAGUGCUUUUUUUACCAGUGCUGGCGUUCUGGAUCCUGAGGAGCUGUCAAGCAUGAUUGAAGGAAAUCACAAGAGUGGAAAACAAAUGUUACCUGGAAUUCAAGAGGAAAUUCACAGAUCUACUGAUUCAAUUUCCACUUUAGGAAGUGAAACGUUGACACUAGAAAGUGUUGAGGCUAAUUUGUUUGAAGACAUAAGAGCUUCAAUCCAGAAAUCAAGUACAGCAACUACUAUGGCAGAUACAAAAACUAAAGCAGGCUCAAGAGUGACAGAAACCAAAAUUAGCUGUGCUUCAGACAGGGUUGACAAGGCUUCUCAAUCUCAAGAUAAGAUGAAGCCCAAACUUGCUUCCAAAAAGCCAAGUACCAGCCUGCAAAAUCCAGGGAAAUUGACUAGAAAGGUUUCUGCUCGUCCACAAUUCUCACAGUCUCAGUCUGUUGCUGCAAGUAGAGACUCAACUUCAUCUCUCUUGAAGCGACCGAAGGUACAAGGCAAUCCUAGUCCUGUUUCAAUAACAUCAGCCAAGAGGGUUUCUAUGGGUGGUAGUCUUGUGAAAAUGGAAAAGGAUAAUGUGAAAAACACAGCUGGAAAAGGGGCUCCAAUAGCAAAAAUACCUAGUUCACGAAUUGUGCCUAGGCCUAAAUUAUCAUCUAAACCUUCUUCUUUGAGAACUUCAACCGCAACCAAGAUUCAAACAACUUCUUCACUUGAAAGUUCUGGGAGUGAUUCAUCUGCACAAAUUGGUAACUGUUCUUUCAAUACCAUGAGAAAAAAGAAUGAUUCCGGGACUUGCAAUGCAAAUUCCUAUGGUACAACCCUCCAAAAACCAUCACGAGCUGCAUCAAGAAAUAAAACUGAUCUAUCAAAUCACUUGAUGACUUCAACGAAGCUUUCUUCCAGCACAUCACCUGCGAGCUCUAUCAUUGACUGGUCCUCAGAGUCGGCAUCAUCAACUUCUACUUUGAAACAAAAUUCAUGUACUUCAAGAGCCAGCCUUGACAGAAGAUCCUGCAAAAGGAUCUCCAUAGAAUGUGAUUCAUCUCAAGAUUUGGAUUCAGAGAACCAAGAAGAUAACCAUUGCUCAGUUCGACAUGAGACUCAUGUUACCGGAUUGCUUGGUCAACAUGUUUUGAGAGCUUCGAUGACAACCACUGCACUUCCUCCAGCUUCAAAACCUUCGGGCCUUCGAUUGCCUUCACCAAAAAUUGGCUUCUUUGAUGGGGGGAAAUCUGGAGUACGCACUCCCAAUGGAAGUAUGCUAUCGCAUCCUGUUGUAUCAGGUAACUUGCCUAAAAGUAGUGCAGCAAGUGUUAGUCCAAGUGCAGGCAAAAGCAAUUCAAAACUAGGGAAGCUUCAAUCUGCAAGACAAAUUUCAAACAUAAAACUGGAUAGUCAGAAAACUCCCUUGAAGAUGAAGCCUAAAGUUCCUGCUUUGCGGCCAGCAUCAAAAGCUGCAACAAAGAAGGUCUUUAGUUCUCCAAGCAAUGUUGACAGUUGUAAUGCCGUAUCUUCAAAAGUUAAAAACAGAACCCCUCUUAAAUCUGGCACUGAAAGUAAAAUAAAUGGUGAGGAAGUUGGAACUGAAAGAGUUGAUAUUGCCAUACACGAGAAAGAUGCCAAUUUUAUUGAAAAGAAUGGCAGCCUCGAUAUGUUGAGGGAUAAAUUGAGCCUAGACACUGAAGGUAAUGUUGACAGGAAGGAUAUAAAAACCACUUCUGUUAGUGGAGGACACACUAUCAUUACCGAUUUUAUCCCAAUUUCCAAUCCUGAGGAAGUGGUCGUAGACGCAAUGCAUGCUAAACAUGAUUUCAAAAAUGAUUUUCAAUCUCUUAACACCGCCAACAAAAAAGAGAGUGCUCAUUUUGAAGAUCAGGUUGAUUGCUUGACCAAACAAGUCCAAGCUAUGGGCAUUACUGUUGGGACCCAAAAAAUGUUCAUUGAUGAUUCUCUCUCUUCUCCUCACUGCAACUUUGGCGGUGAAGAUAAUAUUGGUGCUCCGCAGUCUUCUUGUCACAGUGCUCAGAAGGACGAAUCUUUAUAUAGUUUGUCAAGGCCUACUCUCCCUCUUUCUUCAACAACCUUUGAGAAUACAAGCAGCAAGAGGAUACCAUUUGCUAUUAAGGAUUCCUUGUACAAUAUAGGUGGAGGAUUGACUGUGUCGGAGGUAGGAAAAAACAGCCACCUUGCUUUAUCCGAAGAGCAUAUCGAAAUAGAACAGCUAAAUAGUAUACAAAGUGAAUCCUAGUCCAAGGUCAGACUUGUUUUAAAUUGAAAAAUUUGUCUUGGUCUAUUGAAGACACCUAGGAUAACAUCAUGUGCAACAAAAUUGAAAUUGCAUGCUCAAAGGAAGCAAGAAUUGUACUGUUAGUCUAUUGGUUUAGGCACAUUCCAUGUUAAGAUUAUUUAUAAGGUUUAUUUGAUGUAUAUUGAAUAUUUUCUAGACCGGUACUUUUGGGUAGUUUUUCUUUGUAUGUGCAAGUUGCAGCUAGUGUGGACAUGUGAUUUGGUCAACACUGAAUUUUGGUGAAUGUUUGUUGCCCUGUUUAUAGCCUUCUCGCAAAUAAUCAAAAUAAAGGGUUCAAUA